Molecule: messenger RNA, 1299 nt
Organism: Didymodactylos carnosus
Lineage: Eukaryota; Metazoa; Rotifera; Eurotatoria; Philodinida; Philodinidae
Source: the annotation of a GenBank genome assembly
AUGAACGUAUCCAUACUGUCGAAGAAUGAAACAGGAUGGGGACAUUUAAUUGAACAUUUUUGCAUUGAUAUUGUUAUGCCAAUUGCUGUUGGUGUAGGUAUUAUUGGAAAUUUAUUAAGUAUAUGUGUAUUUUCUCGAAGAGAAAUGAUUAAAUUUUGUGUAAGCAUACUUACAAUUGUAUUAUCAUUAAGUGAUAUUUUAUUAUUAACAACAUCAAUAUUUAACAUAAUAGUACCAGCCUAUAAGCAUUAUCAAUUUGCUGAUAAAUAUUUGUUCUGGUGUCAUUUUCAUGGUUAUUUUGAUUUAUUGUUUGCAUCAAUAAGUGGUUAUUCCAUGGUAUUCAUUUCUGUUGAACGAUGGUUCUCCGUUUUAAAACCAUUUGACAAGGCCAAAUAUAUUACAUUUAAAUCAACGAUAACAACAGUUAUUAUUUAUAUUAUUGUAUCGGCAAUUGUUUGUUCAUGGUUUCCAUUAAUACUUAAAUUCGAUCCAAAUCAUUUAGAUCCUAAUCAACGUUGUCGACUAUUAGAAAAAUUUGGUAAAAUUUUUACAAUAUCUGGUACUAUUAAUGUUAUCUUUACAUAUAUAGCUCCAUUUACUAUUCUUGGAAUUUUAAAUUCAUUUAUUAUUCAUCGUUUACGUGCUAGACAACAUAAUUCAAUACGAUCAACUCCAAGUGAUCAUGUCUCCUCAUCAACACGAACAAGAACGCGUCAUCGACAUAAUGCAGAUCGAAAUAUAACAUUUAUGUUAAUAACAGUCGCUCUUGCAUUUAUGUUCAUGAGCUUUCCUUACCAAAUUUAUUGGUUUUAUUUACAAAUAUCUCAAACAAAAUCGAAUAAAACACUUUAUACAUUAACUCAAACAUUUCGCAAUUUAAAUUGUAUGAUCAAUUUUUUUCUAUAUUCUGCCACAUCGUCAUUAUUUCGUCGUGAAUUAAAAGAAAUAUUUCAUUGCUGUUAUUUAUUAUCGUCAUCAAAAUCGAACGGUGGACAAACACUAACAGCAAAACUAAAUAAUAAUAAUAAUAAUAAUAAUAAUAAUAAUAAUAAUAAUAAUAAUAAUAAUAAUAAUAAUAAUAAUAAUAACAAUAAUAAUAAUUUAUCAUCAACAACGAAGAAGAAAAUAAAUGUUGAAUUAAAGAAAAAACUUUCUAAUACAACAACAACAACAACAACGACUAAUUCUGCAAAAUCUGUAAUAAAAACUCGACAAUUAACAAUAAGUUCAGAAAACAAUCAUUUAUUAAGUGAAUGUAUUGAUAUUGAGCAAAAUAAUGAUAAUAAUGAAAAACAAUGA